Ictalurus furcatus (blue catfish) is the source of this 2454-nucleotide messenger RNA. RefSeq lists its product as uncharacterized. Lineage: Eukaryota; Metazoa; Chordata; Actinopteri; Siluriformes; Ictaluridae. The record is from RefSeq and is a predicted model, not a curated record. The transcript has 12 exons. The coding region runs from base 137 to 1969 and encodes 610 amino acids.
AGAUGAUUCCUCAAUAACUGAUCAGCUUGUAAAGGAGCCGAGUCAGCCGACCUCUUCACACGUCGUCUUACCAGCCUCUCAUGAGGAAAUCCUGGCAGGAAUUUCAAAUACUACUGAUGAGAAGCCAGUAGACAGAAUGUCAUCUAUAAGAGGAUACAAAACCCCUGUUAGUAGAGGUAAGGAAGUAAAGCACACUGAUUCAAAACCCAUCUCCACUGCACUUCACCUAUCCAAAGAACUUAAGCUUGAAGAGGAAAAGAGUGAAAAUGUAACAGGAGAUACUACAAUUAAAGAUGAUAUGGAGUCAUCUGUAGAGGACAAGGAAUCGUCAGUAUUGACAACCAGUGAAGGAGCAAAUGAGCAGCCAAGCUGUGAGGACAUGUGUUCUAGUGUGAAGACUUCAGGUUCUGGCUCUUUGACUGUGGACUCUGAGGAAACUGUGGCAGAAACUCCAGGUGUUUCUCGCAUGGUGUUAAAUGAUGUCUUUGUUCUUGUCUCAGAUGAGAUAGAAGAUGACUUAAGCAAUAACUUGAGAGUAUCUCUAGAAAGCAGUCCACAAAGAGUCGGUCUUCCAAUGAAGUCUGAUGCUCACUUUCAAAAGGAAUUAAAAACCGAAGAUGUGUCCCAAACAUUGAUUGAAGAGUCGACACAGAAUCAGUCACCAUUAGUGGCAGUUAAAACACCUGUCAGAACGAGAGCACCAGGCAAGAGUCAGCCAACCUCUCCACAAGCCACACCAUCAUCACAGCGAACUACCCUACCUCAGAAUGAGAACAUGGUGCUACUUGAAGACAAGUUACUGAGAAGGCAUCACAUCAUGCCAUGCACUAUUAGACUUUCAAGUAUUGACACUGUAGCCCAGAGUCUCAAUGCUCCUCAGCUUGGAGAUAGGAAGAGCAACGUUGAGUCAACAGUGAUGAGCUCACCAGCAUGCCAUGCAAGUGUAAAGACUCUAUCAGAGGAGUUGAGGACACCAUCACUAUUUGAGGAGAUGGGAUUGGAAGAACCAGAUUUAGAAAAGAAAUCCCCUACAAGAAAGAAAGGCAAGAAAAAUGAAUCCUCGCUAGGUACAAAGCGUGGUUGUUUAAAUCCAGUUCAAACCGUUUCACAAACUCGGCAGCUAACCAUAACAGACUGGACAAAGAAAAAGUCACAUCAGACUGCGACAAACCAGGAAGAACAAGAACCCGUGAAGUCUUCCCAAAUGCAGUCAAGCUUAAAAGCCAAAGAAUUGCACGAACUCAUGGUUGAGAAGACAGGUUCAAAACCGCAACAUACAGAUUCAGAGGAACCUGAGGGUUCUCACUUAGUACCUGCCUCGGAGGAGACUGAAGAAGAGACCAGCGUCUCUAAAGAGGUGAAAAUGUCAUCAGAAGUGGUCAAGGGAUCAACUGAAGACCCAUCUGUAUCACAGGUGAAGAAAUCACCUGUUAGACGGCGAGCCAAACUACAGGUGAAACCUAUACUGUCAAAAAGGGCAUGUACCAAAAGUCAAGGUAAUACUUCGACAACCGAUCAGCCACAGCCAACACGGUUCACCUCACCAAUACGCCAGCAUGGCCGAACAGCUAGAGAGAAGGAAGAGUCCGACAACAAAACUGAGCAACCUGUAAAAGCGGUUUCUAAUAUGUCCAGUAUGGAAGCAAACUCGAAGAGCACAGAAAGCUCGUCGAUAACAAGUGGUCCCCAGUCUCCCAAGUCCCAAGACACUUGGCCAAGGGUUUUUCUGCCACGUGUAAAGUUAUGGACUGGAGAAGCAGCUGUCUGCUCAGCCUCAUCCAUGCCUACAUCCUCUCCAGCCAGGGUCUCACAAAGCGCAUCUCCACCAGUGACUCCUCCACAGCUGAAGAAAUCUCCUACACAAAGCAGCUCCCCCACAGCCAGUGAGAAUCCUGAUGAUGAUGACCCGUCCAGAGUAUCCCAGUUCUUCAUCGGUAAUAUCUUCACGGAUGUAGAGGAUACAGAAUGAGUGAUCUACUUAACCAGAGAUUCUUAGCUAUCUUGCCAGUGCUGCUAUAUAAUUUGAUACCUCUGAAGAAGAGUUACCAAAGCAAGCUUUUAAAUCAAGCUGGUUUAUCUUAACACUCAUGUAAUGUUCUCAUUUAGCUCUAAAAGUGCUGCAACACAAUGUUUUGAGACAUUAUACUUGUUGUAGAAUUUGUUGUUUUGUUCAAGCAAAUGUAGCUGAUGUUUACUUCAGGGCAAUUUGCCAAAUUAAAAAAAAAGUUUUAUUUAUUUUACAUUUUAUUCUGAAUUACUUGAAUUUUGUUUCCUUCACGUUGCGAGUGCCUACCUCAGUAACAAAUUAUAUCCUACUUACUCAGCGCACUGCACUAGGCAAUAUAAUUUAUGAUGAUGAGAUAAAUACAUAUCGUGCAUCUUUUCUGGAAGUGGAUUAUUUACUGCCUUGUUUAUUAUUUAGAAUUAAACAUAUGGAUGUCUGUGUGUGUGAUU